Etheostoma cragini (Arkansas darter) is the source of this 957-nucleotide messenger RNA. RefSeq names its product oogenesis-related gene (gene org). The transcript has 6 exons. The record is from RefSeq and is a predicted model, not a curated record. NCBI's taxonomy places the organism in Eukaryota, Metazoa, Chordata, Actinopteri, Perciformes, Percidae. Bases 207 to 887 code for a protein of 226 amino acids.
AUCUCUCGGACUGUUGCUGGUUAAUUGGCGGGAUUUGUUCAUUGGUUCGCUCUAAUUGCGCCAGGUGCAUUUGUCCCUGUUGAUUGGCUACACGGCGGCAAAGCCAGGGUACAUUUUCCCUUCCAGAAACAGCACACACUAUAGGCCUUCAGCUUCUCUUCCUCAUCGUAAACCGGUACCAACACCAGGCUUUGACCCGCAGCAGGAUGGCUUGUGAAAUCUGCAGAGAAAUCGAGCUGGAGCAGGCCGAAAAUACUGAGGACCGCGUUGUAAAGAGAGGUAGUGUGUUUCGCCCCGUGCUGCGCGGGCUUCUCUGGCCCUUCGGCAUCGUGGUGCGCACAUACCGCGGGUUUUGGUGGCUGUUGGGCUUCCGGCAACCACUGGAGAUCACCGUCGUCAGCCCCGCGGUCUGCAGCCCCGCGGUCUCCAGUCCCGUACGCCAUAGCCUCGCAGGCCGCAAGCGCCUCCACAGGCUCACCCGCCUACUGCUGUCCAUCCUGCCCCGCUGGGUGCAGAGCGCCAUGGGCUACCCGGUGUCCUCCAGCAUUGGGAGAUCCCUCUCACCAGGUAUCGUAGCUAAGAUCCGAGUCUCUCCUACUAAACCUUGUGGAAAGGGCAGCAAGAGAAAGCAGGAUGAGUUGGACGAGGAGGAGGAAGAAGAGAGUCAGACCUGGGUGGAGGCCCUCAGUCAGGAGCUGGCUGAUGACGACAGUCCAGAGCAGGAUCCUGACUAUGAGCCCACUACUGUAGACACUGAGAGUGAAGAGUACUGCUCACACAACGACACGGAAAGCGACUUUGACGUUGAGGAGGGUAUUGUCGUCUGUGACGCUGUGAACAUGGGUGUUCAGCUGGCCCCUCCAUCUGAAGUCUCUUUUGAUGAUUAAUUUGUCAUAUUGACAAUGCUGUAUUUCGGUGCUUUUGUAUGUUUAUAUUCAAUAAAUGUCUUUUCCUUGA